AGCCGUCAAACACAGCGCCGUCAGCUCAAUUCUUGAAUUUGUAUUUUUCUUUUGAAUAUACAAAUUUUUCUGGUUACGAAGACAAAACAAGACAGGAAACAUAAUGGAAGCUACUUUUCUUUUAGUUUAAUUUUCUAUUGCUGUGAGUCAAGCAAAUCCAACUUUGAUUUUAGCAUUUAACUUUGAUAAAUAUCACUGCUCAGUGCUCCUUAUAUCUCUCUCUAAGCUCUCUUUCACCAUCUCGAUCGACACUAUAAGAUUCCAUCGCUAUCGCACAAGUCAGAUUCAGUGGAUAAAGGAUAAAAGAUUUUCAUGACUACUCCAAUCUAUCACACAUAUAUAGUUCAGGUUCCAGAACAACAGCAGAAAAUGAAGAUCGCUAUUUGUUCAAUUCAAGCAUAAUUAGAUUUGAGAACUAGGAAUACAUAUCAGUAUCAUCACCGAUGGAGUCAUCUUCGAGUAUCUGUUUGCUGAUACUUCUGGUCUUAGCUCUACUACAAAUCGAUACAACAAUAGGUGCACCAAGAGCUCAACUAAUUGAGAUGCCUUGUGGGAAAGACAGAGAAGCAAACACAAGUAUUUUUACCGUCAACUUCGUCACCACCAUGGAAGCCAUCAGUGAUCAGAUGAGAACUACUGGUUAUGGAGAAGCAGUUACGGGUGAAGAGCCUAAUGCAAAUUUUGGCCUUUCCCAAUGCUAUGGAGACCUCACCUUAGUUGAUUGUGCACUUUGCUAUGCUCAGAUGCGUAGUUUGCUUCCACAAUGUUAUCCCUACAACGGUGGGAGUAUCUACCUUGAUGGUUGUUUCAUGCGAGUUGCAAAUUACAGCUUCUAUGACGAAUAUAAAAGUCCUCGAGACAAGGCAAUAUGUAACUCGAAUGGAACACGAAAAAGCACAAAGUUUCAGGAAUCGGCACGUAGAGCUGUUACAGAUGCAGCUGCAAGGGCACCAGGAAAUGGGGGAUAUGCAAAAUCUCAAGUGCUGGUGCCGGGAAAGGGAAAUGAAUCGGCCUAUGUUCUUGCAAAUUGCUGGAAAAAACUGAGUCAGAGUUCUUGCAGAGCAUGUUUAGACACUGCUGUAUCUUCCAUUAUUGGAUGUUUACCAUUGUCGGAGGGGCGGGCAUUAAACACUGGUUGCUUCAUGAGGUAUUCUGACACAAGUUUCCUUAAUGAAGAACCACAGAGCCCUGGAAUGUCAAAAGGGAAAAUUAUUGUGAUUGUAGUUGUCGUUCUGAGUGCUGCGAUUCUUUUAGCAAUUGGGGCAGCUAUUGGAAUUUAUGCUAGGAAGCAGAAAAUUAUUGAAAAGAAAAGAAAAGGCUCAACUGAUGAUGCCGUGAAGAUGGCGAAGCUCCUUCACGACAGUAGCUUGAACUUUAAGUUCUCUGUCCUGCAGAAGGCCACAGGAUCUUUUGAUGAAGCAAACAGGCUUGGCCAAGGAGGGUUCGGAACAGUUUACAAGGGAGUGUUGGCUGAUGGAAGAGAAAUUGCCGUGAAGAGACUUUUCGUUAAUAACAAGCACAGAGCUGCAGAUUUCUAUAAUGAAGUUAACAUAAUUAGCAGUGUGGACCACAAGAAUCUGGUUAGGUUGUUGGGUUGUAGUUGUUCCGGCCCCGAAAGCCUUCUUGUCUAUGAAUAUCUCCCAAACAAGAGUCUUGAUCAUUUCCUCUUCGAUAACAAUAAAGCUCAAGCACUGCUGUGGGAGAAGCGAUUAGAGAUAGUUAUUGGGACAGCAGAAGGUUUGGUUUACCUUCACGAAAACACCAGCAAUAGAAUCAUUCACAGAGAUAUAAAAGCCAGCAACAUUUUGUUGGAUUCAAAACUCCGAGCUAAAAUUGCAGAUUUUGGGUUAGCUAGGUCUUUCGAAGAAGAUAAAACUCACAUCAGCACCGCUAUUGCAGGAACCUUAGGAUAUAUGGCGCCCGAGUACCUAGCACAUGGGCAAUUAACAGAAAAAGCAGAUGUGUAUAGUUUCGGGGUUCUGUUGCUAGAAAUUGUUACCGGAAGACAGAACAAUAGGAGCAAACAUGUGGACUUCUCAGACAGUCUUAUCACAGCAGGGUGGAAAAAUUUCCAAAUGGGUACAGCAGAAACACUCUUCGACCCGAAUUUGAUGUUCCAUCACUACAACGAUGAAAGUGACUUGAAAAAGGGUGCAUUGAGGGUUAUUCAUGUGGCACUUCUUUGUACACAAGAGAUACCUUCGUUAAGACCAUUUAUGUCGAAAGUCCUAGAGAUGCUUUUGAACAAGGAAUAUAACCUCCCUGCACCAACGAAUCCCCCCUUUAUUGAUGAGAACACCAUGGAGCUCAAUGAUAAUUCCAGCGCAUCUAAUCCGUUCCACGCCAUUUCUUGCCCUUCAGUUGCUAGUGUGUCUCACAGUUCUUUCUACCCAAGGUAACUUCAAAAGGCUAAGUACAAACGUACCGGAAAAGUUUUGGCUAGCUAAAUAUGUUGUUGAAAGGAGUUAGAUACAUAUUAUGGCACAGUUUUGACAUUUCAGAAGACAUUAUGGGAAAUUGGUUACAUAUUAGAGUUGUUAUGCGAUGGAAGGCAUAAUAUGUAUGACGGUCCUAUAAAUCUUAUUGAUAAAGGAAGAAGCUAGAUACAUGUCACUAAUUCAUUUCAUCAUUCCCUUUAUAUUGAGAUAAAAAGUUUAUUGUUUGACUGGAAUGUAAGAAGGGAUGAUUCUGUUUCGUA
Messenger RNA from Papaver somniferum (opium poppy), 2698 nucleotides. RefSeq names its product cysteine-rich receptor-like protein kinase 2. NCBI's taxonomy places the organism in Eukaryota, Viridiplantae, Streptophyta, Magnoliopsida, Ranunculales, Papaveraceae. Gene Ontology annotation, biological process: protein phosphorylation. Bases 444 to 2399 code for a protein of 651 amino acids. The record is from RefSeq and is a predicted model, not a curated record. The transcript has 8 exons. Gene Ontology annotation, molecular function: protein kinase activity; ATP binding.